Messenger RNA from Paramecium pentaurelia, 1291 nucleotides. The record is from the annotation of a GenBank genome assembly. NCBI's taxonomy places the organism in Eukaryota, Ciliophora, Oligohymenophorea, Peniculida, Parameciidae.
AUGGACGUUCCAAUAAAUAACUUCAAGGGAGUGAUGCUAUGCAAUAGACCAAAUGAAAAUGUGAUGAUAAUCAAAGAAAAGUAUUACUAUAAAAUAACCAAUCAGACCUUUCUGUUCUAGAGUUUAACCUUAUGAUUAAUGGGGGUUAACAAAAAAAUAUGAAGAAACAAAAGUAUUACCAGCUCCCAUGAAUCCGGUUUUAGAAAGACAUAAGAAAUGGUUGGAAGAAUUCAAAUUACAAAAUUAACUUAAAAAACAUGCGAAAGAGGAAUAAUAAGUUCGUGAAGAUGAAAAAUUUGAAAGAGUUAGAGAAUUAGCCAAGAAAGAUAGAGAGAUUACAAAGAAAAUGAAGGAAGAAUACAAAUAAAUAAACGAUAUCAUCAAGAAAGAGUUACAAGAUGAUGGUCCUAAAAGCAAAACGUGAGGCUGUUAUCUUAAUUUCAAGAGUGUAAUUGACUGCCGAAAACCUAAAGAAAUUAGAAGAGAGAGAUACCAUUAAACAAUAAGAAGUCAAAACUGAUAAUAAAUUGGAUAUAAAGUAAGGAGAUCAGAAGAAGAGAUACAAAACCAAACCAGUCUGGGCUAUGACAAAAGAAGUUAUUCAUUUCAUAAUAUUAAAAGGAAGAGGAAGAACAUAUUAAAUAAGAGGAAGAUGAGUUACUAAAUUUUGUUGAGAAUUUAGAUUAUGAUUCUUAUAUUAAUGAUUUAGAAGUAUAGUAUUUAUUUGAAUAAAAAAGGUAAAUGUGAUGUUAAAAGCAUUAUAAUAAAGAGUCUCUGAUAUAAAGAAAGAAGGAAAUUGGAAAGAGAAAUUAGAAUAAGGGGAAAAGAAAUAAGAAUAAAGAGAACUUGAUAUUUAUGAUAAAAUUAGUCAGUCUCUAGGAAAAAAUGAUGACGCUAGAUCUGUACACUCUGAAAAAACUUAAAGUAAAAAUUCAAUUGAUUAGAUUCAAUAAAUUAAUUAAGAAAAAGAUAAGAAUUAAUUGAAUAAGGUAAAUAAGAUUGGGAGAAGACAACUACAAAUGGAGAACAAAAGGCAUCAUUAGAGGAUCGAAUUGCAAAACAUGUUGCUGAUGAGAUCCUUAAUCAAUAUAAAGUAAAAUAAAUUUAUUAUUAAUAGAAUAUAUCUAAUGUACAUUCUAAUUCAUCUAUUCGAAAAAUAUUGGAAAGAGAAGCUAAGAAAACUUUACAAGAGUAAUCUAUACCAGGACCUGUUAUUUCAGUUAUUAAAAAUGAAAAAAUGCCUCGAGAUCCUAAUACUUUGCCAUAUUUGCAUCGUAAUCCAGCUAUUUGA